AUGAAAUUUGAGGAUCUCUUGCUGGAAAUUGGUGGCUUUGGCAGAUUCCAGGUUUUGAUUCUGUUUAGCCUCUGCCUCCUGAGAAUCAACCUCCCCAUGCAUUUCCUGCUGCACAACUUUCUGGCUGCUACCCCUUCCCAUCACUGUGCAAUUCCACACCAGGAGGCCUUUGUGAACCUCACCACAGAGGAAGUUCUGCUCAUCAGCAUCCCUCGAGAGCCUGAUGGCACUUUCAAGUCCUGUGAGAUGUUCUCGCAGCCUCAGUUCCACCUGCUGCUCAACUCUUCUCUGCAGCCAGAAAACGACUCCAGCACCCAGCACUGCCAGCACGGAUGGGUCUACGACCACUCGCAGUUCACCUCCACCAUCUCCACCCAGUGGGACCUCGUGUGUGAACGGCGUGGAUUGAACCAGGCAACCGCAACCUUCUUCUUCGUUGGCGUUACGCUGGGGGCUGUGAUCUUCGGAUACCUCUCAGACAGGUUCGGGCGCAAGGCCAUGCUCCUGCUGUCCCUCCUGUGCUCCGUCGUGUUCGGGAUGCUGAGCGCUGCCUCCAUCUCCUACAGCAUGCUGGCCAUCACACGGACCCUCACUGGGGUGGCCUUGAGUGGGGUCUCCAUCAUUGUCCUGCCUCUGGGGAUGGAGUGGGUGGAUGUAGAGCACCGCACCUUCAUUGGGAUCCUCAUCAGCGUCUUCUGGAGCGUCGGGAACGUGCUGCUGGCCAUGGUAGCCUUCUUGGUGAGGCAAUGGCACUGGCUGUUAGUAGCUGUCACAGGACCUUGUCUUCUGAGCAUUGUCUGCCUGUGGUGGGUCCCAGAGUCUGCCCGCUGGCUCAUAGCCAAUGGCAAAGUGAAACAAGCCCACAGGCACCUGCUUAGAUGUGCAAGAAUCAAUGGAAGGAAAGACUUCACUGUCUCACCGGAGGCCCUCAGACAGAUGGCAACAGACAAAAGUCCAGGGAAGAGUUACUCCUACAUCAGUUUGUUCAGGACACCAGUCCUGCGGAAGAUCUCCCUGUGUUCUGGGGCCGUGUGGUUUGGUGUUGCCUUCUCUUACUACGGCAUGAGCUUGAAACUAACUGGCUUUGGGCUCAACAUGUAUCUCUCCCAGUUUGUCUUUGGCAUCAUUGAGAUCCCAGCCAAGAUGAUCAUGUACGUGCUGGUGAACCGAGUGGGACGAAGACAGAGUCAGGCCUGGACCCUCAUCCUGACUGGAGUGUGCAUAGGAGCCAACAUCAUCAUUCCCAAGCCCUUCAGCUCCCUGCGCUCUGUAGUAGCCAUUUUGGGCAAAGGUUUCUCAGAAGCUGCAUUCACUACUGUCUACUUGUACACCUCUGAGCUCUACCCCACCGUGCUGAGGCAGAAUGGGAUGGGGUACACCUCCUUCAUGGCACGCCUUGGAGGGUCUUUGGCCCCACUUGUGUUCCUGAUGGAUGAGGUGUGGAGGUCUCUGCCUGAGGUGACCUACUGUGGCGUAGCAGUGUGCUGCGGCUCCGUGGCUUUCCUGCUGCCCGAGACGCUCAACGCACGCCUGCCCGAGGGCAUCGAGGACGUGGAGAAGCCCCAACAUGUCUUGUUUGUUUGUUUGUUUGUUUCCAGAAUGAAAGGGUCAUCACAAGUCAGUGCUGCCAAAGGCAUGCCCCUACAGUCCCUGCUGAAGUGA
Indicator indicator is the source of this 1662-nucleotide messenger RNA. It is a transcript of the gene SLC22A7, whose product is annotated as solute carrier family 22 member 7. NCBI's taxonomy places the organism in Eukaryota, Metazoa, Chordata, Aves, Piciformes, Indicatoridae. Gene Ontology annotation, biological process: transmembrane transport. Gene Ontology annotation, molecular function: transmembrane transporter activity. Gene Ontology annotation, cellular component: membrane. The coding region runs from base 1 to 1662 and encodes 553 amino acids. The record is from RefSeq and is a predicted model, not a curated record. The transcript is spliced from 10 exons.